This is a messenger RNA of Drosophila serrata, 1512 nucleotides long. RefSeq names its product Cysteine rich with EGF like domains (gene Creld). Lineage: Eukaryota; Metazoa; Arthropoda; Insecta; Diptera; Drosophilidae. Gene Ontology annotation, molecular function: calcium ion binding. The record is from RefSeq and is a predicted model, not a curated record.
CACUGCCUCCAAUUCUAAUUACACGUAAACUUAAAAGAACUCGCCGGCCACAAGAAAGAACGAAGAUAAGUCCAAGAUAAUGACAUCCAGAGACUGUUGGCCAGCCGUGCUGGCGUUCCUGGUCUUGGCAUUGACCGCCACGUCGGCGGACAAGCCGCCUCCACCGCCCUGCCGCGGCUGCAGCCAGCUGGUGGCAUCGUUCAAGGCGGGACUGGAGCGCACAAAGCGGGGCCAUGGAGGAGGCGACACGGCCUGGGAGGAGGAGAAGCUGCGCUCCUACAAGAGCAGCGAAGUGCGGCUAGUGGAGAUCCAGGAGAGGCUCUGCUCGGACCCCGAGGUGGUCAACAAGGAUCACUGUCACAACCUGGCCAACGAGCACGAAUCGCUGCUCGAGGAUUGGUUUACCCACAAGCAGACGGAGAGUCCCGACCUGCACGCCUGGCUGUGUAUCGAACAGCUAAGCGUCUGCUGCCCGCCAAACACAUACGGGGCGACCUGCCAGCCCUGUAGUGACUGCAAUGGAAAUGGCAAGUGCAAAGGUGCUGGGACGCGGAAAGGCAAUGGCAAGUGUCUGUGCGACGCCGGCUAUGCGGGACCCAAUUGCAACGAGUGCGGCCCGGAGCAUUAUGAAUCAUUCCGGGACGAAAGUAAGCUCCUGUGCACCCAGUGCCAUGCGGCAUGCGGCGAGGGUGGCUGCACUGGCGGUGGCCCAAAGAGCUGCCGCAAAUGCAAAGACGGUUGGAGUAUGGACUCAGAGGCAGGCUGUGUUGAUAUCAACGAGUGCCUGGAUCAGCAGCGAAGGCCAAACUCUUGCCGGCCACAACAGUUCUGUGUAAACAACGAGGGCUCCUUCAGCUGUCUGGAAUGCGAUCGAUCCUGCGACGGCUGCGAAGGCGACGGCCCCGACAUGUGCAAGAAAUGUGCCGAGGGCUACAAGCUCAAGGAUGGCAAGUGUCACGACCUUUCCUCGGAGCAACGCGACUCGUAUGUGAACUUUACGCGCCUGCUCACCUACUUUGGCAUGUGCGUGGCCACCUGCGUCAUAUUCCAGAGCUCCACCCACAUUGCCUGGGGCUGCAUUGUGGGAGCAGCGGUGGCCGUGUACAUAGCCGCCUCCGAGUACUGGCUGAACUCGGCGGGCGAGGGCGGCGGCGGCUUGCACAAGCCCGAGAUCGACACGAAGCAGCUGGAGGAACUGAUUAUGAAGUCCCUAUAGGCAAAAAAUCAGGGAAAUUAAGUUUAUUCUAUGAAUAAAUCGCACCAGGGCAUUGAUUGGAUCGACAGUCAGUAUUCUUCGUUCUAAUGGAAUUUAUGUAUAUUUUGCUUGCAGUCAGUAGCAGCGACGGUACAGAGGAGGAGUCCUCAGCGUCCCUGCACGACGAGGAGGAACUGUAGAUGGCACACACGCACACCUUUUGUAGUCAAUUUUAGUUUAAUCUAGAUCUUUAUAUUAUAAAUUUUUGUAAUUAAAUAUGAUUUGCCAAAGUGUAUUCACAAAAUCUUAUAAUUCCA